AUGCGUGCGGACACUAGCCGCGGAGAGCGGCGCAGGAAGCGUGCUGCGAACGUGGAGGUAGAAGCGGCGGAGCGGCCGGAGAAGCUCGCCCGGCGCGAGACCGAGGUAGAAAUGGCGCAGGGGGCGGGGAACGGCGCGGCGGAGGCGCGCAUGCUCGGAACAAAGGGGGAGAUAGAACGUAGUGAGUACAUUCGGCUGCUGCAACAGGCUCUGAAGGAUAUAGGGUACGAGGAGAUCGCCGAGCAGCUGCAGAAACAGUCCGGGAUCGCCUGUGAAGCGGACCAGGUACCGGUCCUGCGCAAGGCGAUUCAGUCCGGGGACUGGGCCGCGGCCACCGGGGCCCUCGAUGGUCUUAGUUUCGCCUCCGAGACCGACCGCACGGACGCGCGUUUCUGGAUACUCGAACGGUCCGUGGUAGAACUCAUCGAAGACGGCAAGACGGACCAGGCGCUCGAGACGAUCCGCAAGCAGGUCGCGCCGCUCGGCGUGCACUCGGAGCGCGUGCACGACAUGGCGGCCUCCCUGCUGCUCCCCGGCAUCGCCGCGCUUGGCACCUCCGGCGCCGAAACGGACGCCGCGGCCAACGGCCACGACUCCAGCGACCCCAGCCGCCACGAUGCUCGCAAGCUCCUGCUCUCCCGCAUCGAGAGCAUCAUGCUGCCCAGCAUGAUGGUCCCCGAGCGCCGCCUGGAGACGCUCCUCGAGCAGGCGCUCAGCUGGCAGGCGGAGCGCUGCGUGUACCUCAACACCUCAGGCCCGCGCGGACUGAUGAGAGAUGCGGACGCGACGCGUGACCAGCUGCCCGGACGGCUCGUCCAGGUCCUCGAGAACCACGCCGACGAAGUCUGGCACGUCGCGUUCUCCCCCGACGGCGCCCUGCUCGCCGCGGCCUGCCGGGACGGCAGCGUGAGUGUGUACGAUGUGGAUCCGGUCGCGCAGUCGGCGGCGCUGCGGACGACGCUGAGCGGCAGGGACGCGGCGACGGCGCUCACCGCUGCGCAGGACGCGGGCGCUACGAGCGGCCACGGGGACGCGGCGGCCCGCAACGGCAACGUGUCGCCGGCGGUGGGCAUGGUGGCAUGGCAGCCGCCGCCGCGCGGGGGCGGGUGGCACGAGGGGCAGUCGUGCCGGCACGUGCUCCUCACGCACGCGCUGAACGGCCGCGUGACGAUCUGGGACGCGGAGACGGGGACCGUCAUCCGCGCGUUCGACAGCCGCGCGGAGCUGCGGGUGGAAAACACCCCCGGGGGGAGUGAGCCGCAGGGGGUGUCGACGUGGCACCCGUCCGGCCAGUCCUUCAUCUCCUCGUCCGGCCGCACCGUCGGCUGGUUCCGCCUCUCGACGUUCCUGCAGCGCUACCCGUCGCCCGACGUGCACCGCAUCGUGCCGCCGGCAAUAUCGCUGCACCGCGCGAGCCGGCCGGUGAACGACGUGGCCGCGAUCCCCGGCACGGACCGCAUCGUGAUGGUCAUGGGCGACCGGCGCCUCGGCAUCAUGGACCUCGUCAGCGGCGCCGAAUCGCACAUCACCCUCUCGGAGCCGCCGACGUCGUGCAUCGUGUCGAGCGACGCGCGGCGGGUGCUGGCGUCGACGAACAACGCGAAGCUGCUCGCGUGGGAGCUCGACGCGAACGCCGCGACCGUGGAGGACUGUUUGGCGGUCGAGCCGGCCCAGGAAUUCAACGGACAACCAGAUAGGAAAGUGAGGUUCGUGGUGCGGUCUUGUUUCGGGGGCCUGGAGGAGGCGUUCGUGGCGGCGGGGUGCGAGGACUCGCAGGUGUACGUGUGGCACGCGUCCACGGGGCGGCUGCUGUCGGUGCUGCCGGGGCACUCGGGCACGGUCAACGCGGUGGCGUGGUCGCCAACGGCGCUGCAUCUCAUGGCGUCGGCGUCGGACGACCGGUCCGUGCACCUCUGGGGCGUGCCGCCGGCGCUCCUCGACCACGGCGCGUGA
Pedinophyceae sp. YPF-701 is the source of this 1953-nucleotide messenger RNA. NCBI's taxonomy places the organism in Eukaryota, Viridiplantae, Chlorophyta, Pedinophyceae. The record is from the annotation of a GenBank genome assembly.